Molecule: messenger RNA, 2017 nt
Organism: Diatraea saccharalis (sugarcane borer)
Lineage: Eukaryota; Metazoa; Arthropoda; Insecta; Lepidoptera; Crambidae
Source: the annotation of a GenBank genome assembly
AUGACGUCUACGACUAAAGAAAACAUCGAGGAAAUCUGUGAUCUGAUAUUAACAGAUCGGAGAUUGACCAUCAGACUUUUAUUUAUUCCCAAACCAAAAAAACACCUUGGAGAUCAAAAAUUUUCAUCAAAUGACGAGGUCGAAGCUGCGGUGGGUGACUUUUUUGAAGGCCUUGAAGAAACUUUUUUUAUGACCGGCAUACUGGCGUUGGAAACCAGAUGGAAGAACGUGGAACUAACAUUCGAACUUUCCGAUAGUGCCGUAGAAUGUUUUUAUCAAGAAAUAGAAAAGAACACAUCGGCUGCAUUAGAAUAUCAGGUAAUAACAGGUGGACAGUAUGAUGUAGAUGUAAAGAUAGAAGGACCAAAUAGGCAAAUAAUCUAUCAACAACAAAAAAUGCAAUAUGAUUCUCACCAAUUUACUGCACAGUUAACAGGUAUCUACAAAGUUUGCUUUAGCAAUGAAUUUAGUACAUUUUCACACAAACUGGUGUACAUGGAGUUAAAUGUUGGCCCUGAGGAACCUCUUCCUGGCAUUGGAGAACAUGCAACUGUUCUUACACAGUUGGAGACAUCAGCUGAAGAAAUACAUUCUGCAUUGAAUAGAAUCAUAGAUCAUCAAACCCAUCACAGAUUAAGAGAAGCACAGGGCCGUAAACGAGCUGAGGAUUUGAACGAAAGAGUUUUCUGGUGGUCCAUGGGUGAAACACUGGCAAUCAUGUGUGUUACAUUUGCCCAGGUUAUGAUAUUAAAGAAUUUCUUCAGUGACCGACCAACAUAUACCCGAAUGUAAUUUUAGGUAAUUGUAUAGAGUAUUUAUUAAAAAUUGAGUUACAUAUAAUUUUGAUUAAUUGUUUUGUUUCAUUUCUAUACCUAGUUUUUCAUCAUUGAACAUUGUUAUGCAAAGAGUUAGAUUAAUGUUAAUGUAUUGAAUGUUAUCUGCCGAUUGAGAAUUACAUAUGACAUGAUUUAUUCAAAUUUAUUUACAUUUUGUAUAAAAUAAGUUUUACAUAAAGUCAGACUAAUAGUGAUACAAGUUUUUAGUGGUGCCAAUGAAAUUCACUCUUGUUCUUUUGUCACCUUUCAUAAUAAAAGUAUUAUGUACAUAAGGAUGGUUUAGAAUAAAACUAAUAAUGCAAAGACACCAUUAACUAAAGCGCAGGGAUAUGCUAUCAAAGGUCUCUGCUCAGAAUCACCUGACAUAGUUACAAAUAAUCUGCUAGCAGACAAUGCAGACCAAAUCACUGCUACUCCUGAAAGAGAAAUACCAAGUACUCCUUCAAGAGACACAAAUAUACCUAAACCAGCAAGAACCACCAUAGGUAACAUACAAUAUCCUAACACACUGGCUACACUUAAAACUGUAAAAACACCCUCAGUUCGACUCAUGAGUGACAAUAAGAAAUACAUUAAAAUAACAGACAUUACUGACAAGCCAUAAACAUAACCAAAAUGGGCUUUGUUUCCUGACAAAAAUAAACAUACAGCGAGUGCUAGACAAAAGGCGAUUGGUCCUGCAAUAUCUGUAUCUCUUAGUAAGAAAUUUGCAUCGUCUGCUUUUGACUGUCCAUGAAAUGGAUUUAAAACAGCCAAUGUCUUCUCUAGGAUUCUAUCUGGAUAUAUUUCUAACUCAUCUAACAGUGGUGGUUCAUCGAAUUCGUUUGCUUCUAUAUUGGACUCUACUGGUACUGGAGCCGGCGUAAAUAAAUUAGGAUUAUAAUAUUGAUUGUUGUUUGCUUGCAUGGACCCUUGUCCUUGAUCAUAUGAAAAGUUUUGUUGCUCUGUAGGAAAUGUUUGAAAGUCCAAUGUUUGAGCUGGAUCAGUAAACGUAGCGGUUGUGUCAAAAGAAUAGUUUUGACUAUUUUGAGUUUGCCACGCAUAAUCGUUUGGAUUAUAAUUGGCCAUAUUUCCUUCUUUAUUUAAAAUGAUAAAUAAGGAACAUAAAACACUAUUACUCUUGUAUUAGUCCAUCGGAUAAAUAAAAAACAUACACGUUACGUCUGAUUGUCACUGUCAGU